AAAAAAAACUUAGGUUGUUUUGGUUUUUAAUUCUAGUUCUUCUUAUAACAUUUGUUAUUUGUCAAACAGUUUCAUUAUAUGAUCGUAAUGAUGACAAUGAUAAUACUUAUGAAUCAUAUAAUCAAUUUAAAUCUCUUACUCCUCAACAAUUAGCUGAUCUUGAUGAAUUUCUUUCACGUAAACUUGGUGAUGAAUCAUCAUCAUUAUCAUCAGGUGAAGUUUUAUAUCGUAAUACACGUCGUCCACAUCAACAUUUAAUAGUUAAACGUGAUGCUUUAUGGACAACAACAGAAGUACUCGAAUGUAUUCGACGUUUGAAAUAUUCUAAAAAUGUUUCAAAACUUGAUCUUGUUACAGAAAUGCUCAAUUGUUAUCGACGCCUUAAACAUUCGGCUCGUACAAAUAAUAUUAAUCAAAAUAUUACCCAAAUAUCAACUCCAAUUGUUAAUCCAAUGGAAGAAAUAUCAAGAGAAAAUAAUAUUAUUUCUCCUCCACCUCCAUACACGGAAGAAGAUUCAACUAAUUUUGAUCAUUCUUCACCUUCAUAUGUCUUAUCAAUAAAACUUCAUGAAUCAUCAUAA
This is a messenger RNA of Rotaria sordida, 581 nucleotides long. NCBI's taxonomy places the organism in Eukaryota, Metazoa, Rotifera, Eurotatoria, Philodinida, Philodinidae. The record is from the annotation of a GenBank genome assembly.